GCCUUGAUAUCCUAAUAUAUCUGGGCGUGGGCGAAAAAAUACGGUGCAUCUCUUCCUCUCCAGCAAUGACUACGGUUACCGUCGCUUCCAAUACUAUGGCUGAUGAGUUGUGGCGUGAUUGCGCGGCCUGGCUGACCCGCUGCAACAUCAUUCCGAAUGACCACCGUGCUAAUCACCCGGAUUCGGACAUCAAGGUGCUCGCUACCAUCCUUCGCGAUGGGGUGCUGCUGUGUAAUUUAGUCAAUCUCUUUGAUCCAUCAUCAUUCGAUAGGAAAGAUUUCAACCGGAAGCCCCAGAUGGCUCACUUUCUUUGCAUACAAAACAUAAAACUGUUCCUAGAAGCAUGCAAAACAAACUUCGGGCUGAAGGAAGCGGAUCUAUUCGAGCCGACGAUGCUGUACGACCUAACAAACUUUCAUCGGGUGCUUUUAACUCUCUCUAAAUUGUCUACAUGCAGGAAAGUGCAAACUAUGCACAAUAUACCUGGUUUCGCUCCACACUCUGUGCAGACGGAGAGAACUAGCUUAGAUGAUGAUAUCUACAAAGAUCUACAUGCAAGUACAUCAAAUCCAGUAGAAUAUUGCAGUCACGAUGAGCAUGAUAUGAAAGUAGAAGAAGUCUAUCAGGAUUUAUGCUCGAUACAGAAUGCUUCGCGAAAUCAGUUAGCGUCAUCGAGCAACAACUUGGAGCAGCGUGAUUUUGUAAUUAAGGAACUGCUCGAUACGGAGAAAAAUUAUCUGGAAGCCUUAAAUGCAUUAAAAUACGUCUUUAUGCAGCCUCUAGAGAAACUGCUUUCCAAAGAAGAGAUACGCGCAAUUUUUCCAUGCAUCAGGGAGCUGGUAGAAAUUCAUAACAAAUUUCUGGACCGUCUGCAUGAGGCUGUCUGUCCGGGAUCCAAGCUCAAACUAAGCACAACGUUCCUCGAAUUCAGAGAACCAUUUUUAAUUUAUGGCGAAUAUUGUUCCAGUAUGACCAGCGCGGUCGAAACACUGCGAGAAGUGUGUAAAAAAUCUAACACAGUCGAACAGACCGUUUUGCAAAGCCAAAAAGAACAUAGCGAUGGAAGGUUGCAGCUACGAGACAUAUUGUCUGUUCCAAUGCAACGAAUUUUAAAGUAUCAUUUAUUGUUAGACAAGCUUGUACAAGAAACAGUGCCAACACAUGAAGAUUUUCGAGGACUAGAAAGGGCCAAAGAAGCGAUGGUUGAUGUUGCACAGUAUUCGAAUGAAGUAAAGCGUGACUCGGAACAUCUUAUAGUAAUACAAAAAGUUAAGGAAAGUAUUUCAGAUCUGAAUCUACCUAACGGCAACAAUCUCGAACAGUACGGACGAUUGCUUCUCGACGGCGACCUGAACAUAAAAGCGCACGAAGAUCAGAAAAUGAAACAUCGAUAUGCUUUCGUGUUCGAGAAAGUGAUGAUACUGGUGAAAAAUUCGAAUACAAAGAUAGGGGAAUCACAGUAUUCUUUCCGAGAGGCACACAAUUUGCUUGAUUAUAGGAUAGAAAUACUAAACUCUCGCCGUACCUUGGGUCGCGAUGGACGUUUAAAGUAUUCUCUACUAUUAGCACGCAAAACCCAAGCUACUGCAUUUACACUUUAUAUGAAAACAGAAGAAGAACGAGAAAAAUGGAAAAGAGCUUUCGAAACAGCAAUGGAAACUUUGGAACCCGUGGGAUGUAAGAAUACCGAUCACAAAUUUGUCAUACAUACCUUCGAUACCCCCGUCAUCUGUCGCCAUUGCUCCAAGUUCUUGAAAGGAAAAAUACACCAAGGCUAUCGUUGCAAGGUUUGCGAAAUAAUAGUACACCGUGGUUGUAUUUCAUCCACUGGUCGUUGCAAACAGUUGCAACAAACACCGCCCCCGGUAUGUGAUCGCCUGCUUUCGGAGUUUAAUUGGUUCGUUGGUACUAUGAAUCGGGAUUCAGCAACCCAGCGGUUAGAAAACAAAAAGAUUGGAACCUAUUUGCUACGCGUCCGUCCGCAAGGUGCCUCCCAUGAAAGUGAAACCAUAUAUGCGCUUAGUCUAAAAACUGACAAGAAAAUAAUUAAACACAUGAAAAUUUAUCAGAAGAAAGAACCUCAGAACGUGUUUUACUAUCUCUCAACAAGGAGAUAUUUUAAAACCAUAAUUGAGCUGGUUUCGUUUUACGAACGAAACGAUUUGGGUGAAAAUUUUGCUGGUUUGAACCAACUGCUCCAAUGGCCUUUCAAGGAGGAAAUCGUUAUAGCCAUUUACGAUUUUGCACCCAAUGAGCUUAACCAACUACCGAUGCGACAAGGUUGUCAGGUGAUCGUAAUCGGAAAAGAAGGAGACAGUAAAGGCUGGUGGCGUGGCAAAACUUUGGAAAAGGUUGGAUUUUUCCCCAAAGAAUAUGUGCGACCUGCAGUAAUUGGUGAGGUAUAAACGACCUAUAGCAAAGCAAGUAUCAUCGCAAAUGUA
Anopheles maculipalpis is the source of this 2441-nucleotide messenger RNA. RefSeq names its product protein vav (gene Vav). The record is from RefSeq and is a predicted model, not a curated record. The transcript is spliced from 13 exons. Gene Ontology annotation, cellular component: cytoplasm. Gene Ontology annotation, biological process: regulation of GTPase activity; cell migration. The coding region runs from base 66 to 2405 and encodes 779 amino acids. Lineage: Eukaryota; Metazoa; Arthropoda; Insecta; Diptera; Culicidae. Gene Ontology annotation, molecular function: protein binding; guanyl-nucleotide exchange factor activity.